GUCGACCGAUUUCUGGUAAUCUGGACAUCAACUGCGACCUGUCACUGACUGCAGCCUUUUCUGCUUUGCAUCUGCAAUUCGAAGCUCCUCUGGCUGUAUUUUUUUGCCUGUGGAGCAAAGAGCUCAGGAAGAAGAAGCUGUCGCCUUAACCACACUAAGAGGUGUGGUAUGGUCCCACCUCUUUUGGUCCCGUGUGUUUGAUGACCAUUAACUUGGUCUCACGUUACCAACUGCAAGGGCAGCAUUAAGUCCGUCUGUUGGUCCGUCUGUACGUCUGUCUGCAUGGCUGAUAUCAAGCCUAGCCUGCCAAAGGCGGUAAGGUCAAAGGUGGGCAAAUGUCGCCGAAGAAGGGGGCGUAAGAAAAAGGUCACCAUGGCACCUGCAUCCAUCAAUGGCCCCAUCGCCGAGCUGGAGAAGGAGAUAGAAAGAGAGGACAUUGAUUGGUGCAAGGAGUGCAUGAAGCGAGAUGAGUGGAAUGCUGUUAGUUACAUGCAGAUCAGUGACGAGCUGGCUGUUCUUGUGUGCAACGAUGAGCAGUGUACAUCAUUACCAACACUGGCACCUGGCUCUCAUCUAGUUGUGGAACGAAGAGCUGCAGACAUCAUCCAGUGCAGGAAGCGUAAGAGACGAGCCACAAGUCUGCAAAAAUUUGAUGCUCCUAAUCCUCCAAACAAACACAACCUGUCACAGCCGCAAGCUCCUUUGUCUGCAACAGUCUCUCCACUCGCUCACAGAGGUAUUGUACAAUGGCAAAAUGAAAAUAGCAUGUGUUGGCUGGAUGUAUGCAUGCUCCUGCUGGUACAGUUCAGAAGUCUUCGGCAAUGUCAUCAAGCACUUGGCGCAACAUCCCCAUUGAGGACGCUAUGUGAUGGUUUUGAUUCGGCCCAGGAUAUGGCUAGGACUGUAAUUGAAGCAGCUGAGCAGAAUUUUUGUGAACAACCUAACAGCAAUAACUCAACAUCUGUUGAGCAACCCACAGAUACCUCUGAUGUAGAACUUUUAUCAGCAUACCUCGAGAGUGAUCUCCAUAGGGCAGGAGAGAAUGAUAAACUGGUUCGUUCAGAGCUCUCAGACAAUUUUCUUUAUUUCAUUGAAGGGAAACUACCAAACAGUAACAUGUGUGCCCAAUAUUCGACUGAUAAACUUUUAGAUCCUCUUCUUUCAGACAGAGCAACUCUGUCUCCCGAUGGCAUUGCAUUCAAACAAACUUCUCUCCUCCGGGAUACCAGUACUGGCAAACUUGCAACUUCUCUUAGGUUACUUAGAACCCUCCGGAACGAACUCUUUGAGAUACUGAAGCCCAAACUUGGAUGCAUAGAAAACAAAGAGGAAAGUCCCAUCUCUGCCCUUCCAACACUCCUGAGACUUGAUGGUGUCACAGAAGAGCACUUCACUUUGCGUUACAGGAAGGAAUUCUACUGCUUCUCUUGCGGAUUCACAAAUGUUACAGUACAUCGGAAUGUCAUUGCCUCUGUCACCUCAACUGCCAAAGACUUCAGUAUGCAGAAUCUCACCAUGUAUCACCCAUGCCCGCAGUGCAAAGCUCCAAAUCAAUCAAGUCGCCUCAUCUACCAUAGCCUGCCAACCUGCCCGCUGAUCCAUUUCAGCAAUGGACUUAGCAAUUCAACAGAGUUACCUUGGCUUCAACCCAACUUCCGACAUAAUGGACAACAGUACCACUUGAGCUGCAUCAUUCAGUACAUCCGUCAUCCGAACCACUUUGUCAUCUGGAUACGAGACCCCUCCAGAGAGCUAUGGAUCAAGUGUGAUGGCCUCUCCUCACCAGUGUGCCUGUGGGAGUCCCCUGAACUGUCAAUCCCUCCAUCUGAAAUCCAUCUGGUUGGUUGGGAGCGACAGAACAGUGAAUGCUAUUCCUGUGUUGACCUGCAGCAGCAGAUGAUUAGCAUACAGGAGGCAGCUCUAGAGAUGGACGAUGAUCACAUGUUUGAGAAUACCCAUGAUACAGAGAGCACUUCUUGCAACGCACCCCUUAGGAAAAGAAGCUGCCCUGCGGCCAUUGGACAAAGUGCAUCUCUGCUUGCUAUGUCUAACAGUACUUCUUCUGUAGAACAAGUGGCGAGGAGGAAGUCAGACUAUUCCUACUUGGUUCAUAAACGUAGCGAACCACUGCCACCUUCUAGCAUUCUAUCCAUCGGUACUCCACCCCAAUCUCCUGAGUUUCAGUUGCCCCAAGCCAGUUCUUCACAGGAGUCAAAGGACAGUAUUUCUUCUGCUGCAUUGAAAACUGGCAGACCUGGAAGUCAAGUGUCAAAACAACAGACUUUGUCACUCAGAGAUCAACUUAAUAAUGAGAAGUGGGAGAGAGCAGCUGCAUCUCCAAAAUCUGAUGAUCAUGGACACACAAGCAAUCGAAGGAGUGUUGCCAGCUAUCUGCAGAGCAAAGCAAAGUACCAGAAGAAGCCACCUGAGAAAGUUCCUGGUGUGCUCACUGGACUUCUUGGGAAUUUCACAAAAUCGAUCACUCGGCAACGUCAAGAUUCUGUCAAAGAAUCAAGCAAACCACGGGCGAUUUACACUCCAGUUACCAACAAUUUCUCUGUGCUUCAAACCUUGCACUCCUUGAACAUCAACUCUUCGAUACCAAAGAAAGAUAUCAAAAGUGAAGACUUGGAAGGAAAGCCAGACAAGAAGCCAGGUAGUACAACCCAGCUCGUGACAGAAAAAGGAUCCGUGCUUCCCUCUGUUCUUAAAAGGGUUCAAAAGUUGAGGAUCCCUCGACAGAAAUUCAACUCAUUCAGUGCCUUCAAAGAACGGUCUGCCAGCAAGUUUUCAGGCUAUUUGAAGCAGAAAGAACCAGCUGCUGAUGAUGUCCAUAGCAAUUGCAACACUGAAGGUCAUGAAGGUAAUGUCAGUCAGAUCCAAGAGGAUGACUUUCAAUCUAGCAUCCUGCUAACUCCAUCGUCUUCUGUUUCAAGUCCUAGUGCAUGCUCUGAUGUAAGCCUUCAAAAUGAGAACCUUCCAGGGGGACCCUCGGACAAUCCUGAAACAGGGAGCCCGAACAAUCCAAUGAAUGCUCUAUGCCAGGCUCUGGAUGUUGUAUCUUGUGAUGUCACACAGGCUGUUGCCCCUCAGGUCACCAGUGAAGAUGAUGAUUGUUUCCUUCGAGAUCUGCUUAGAUGAUGUUGACAUGCUUUGAGUGGAUACUUAAUUUAGGAUCUGUCCAUACUUUUAUUGCUCUUGGGUUGUUCUUAUCAUUAGAUUUGGUUUAUCCAUAAUUUGUCAAUGUAAUAGAAAAUAAGUAAUUCAAGACAAGGUGACCAGAUUGUAGUUAUGUUGCCAAUUUCAAUAUGAAAAGCUGUGAAAAAAUAUGUCCCCAUCUCAAUAUUGUAUGCCAUAGGUUUGGCGACCGUUGUUUAUUUAUUUUCUUUAAUCUCAUGAAAUUACGCAUCAUUAUGUAAGACCAAAUAAUGUUAAAAAAUGGUCUUUAAUGUCCAAAUCCAAUGCAAAAUCUGUUUUAGGCAAAAUUCAUAACUGAUCAUUAUUUGUACUUUCACUGAUUAAAAACUAAAUGAUUUCAUGUUUAUGAUCAUAAAA
Lytechinus variegatus (green sea urchin) is the source of this 3555-nucleotide messenger RNA. Its product is annotated as SUMO-specific isopeptidase USPL1-like. Gene Ontology annotation, molecular function: SUMO binding. The transcript has 7 exons. Gene Ontology annotation, biological process: protein desumoylation; Cajal body organization. Gene Ontology annotation, cellular component: Cajal body. Lineage: Eukaryota; Metazoa; Echinodermata; Echinoidea; Temnopleuroida; Toxopneustidae. The record is from RefSeq and is a predicted model, not a curated record. Bases 283 to 3141 code for a protein of 952 amino acids.